AGGCGAUGCCUUUUUCGUGCCUGUCGAGCAAGCACCAUCCCACGAAAAUGCGGGGGCGUCCAGAUGAGAGCAUAUAAUCGACGUCGCGACGCCACCGAGGCACAGACGCCGCUCCACCUCUGUCCCGUGCACGAAAGUUGAAAUCGAAGAAAAGCCAUAAUGUGUGAUGACGAAGUAGCUGCCCUGGUCGUAGACAAUGGCUCCGGUAUGUGCAAAGCCGGCUUUGCCGGGGACGAUGCUCCUCGCGCCGUCUUCCCAUCGAUUGUUGGUCGACCCCGUCAUCAGGGUGUCAUGGUCGGUAUGGGUCAAAAAGAUAGCUACGUAGGCGACGAGGCUCAGAGCAAACGAGGUAUCCUGACUUUAAAAUAUCCGAUCGAGCACGGUAUCAUCACUAACUGGGAUGACAUGGAGAAGAUCUGGCAUCACACCUUCUACAACGAAUUGCGUGUCGCUCCCGAGGAACACCCGGUCCUCCUUACCGAAGCACCUCUGAACCCAAAAGCUAACCGCGAGAAGAUGACGCAGAUUAUGUUCGAAACCUUCAACAGCCCAGCUAUGUACGUCGCUAUUCAGGCCGUCCUGUCCUUGUACGCCUCUGGUCGUACAACUGGUAUCGUUUUGGACUCCGGUGACGGUGUUUCUCACACUGUACCCAUCUAUGAAGGUUAUGCCCUUCCCCAUGCCAUCCUCCGUCUGGACUUGGCUGGACGCGAUCUUACCGACUACCUCAUGAAGAUCCUUACCGAAAGAGGCUACAGCUUCACCACCACGGCCGAGCGAGAAAUCGUUCGCGACAUCAAGGAGAAACUUUGCUAUGUCGCCCUGGACUUUGAACAGGAAAUGGCCACCGCUGCCGCUAGCACUUCUCUCGAAAAGAGCUACGAGUUGCCUGAUGGUCAAGUCAUCACCAUCGGUAACGAGAGAUUCCGUACACCCGAGGCCCUCUUCCAACCUUCCUUCCUAGGUAUGGAAUCUUGCGGUAUCCACGAGACCGUCUACAACUCUAUCAUGAAGUGCGACGUCGAUAUCCGUAAGGAUCUCUAUGCCAACAAUGUUCUCUCCGGUGGUACCACUAUGUAUCCUGGUAUCGCUGAUCGUAUGCAAAAGGAAAUCACCGCUCUCGCACCUUCGACCAUCAAGAUCAAAAUCAUCGCUCCACCCGAGAGGAAGUACUCCGUAUGGAUCGGCGGUUCCAUUCUGGCCUCCCUGUCUACUUUCCAACAGAUGUGGAUUUCUAAACAAGAGUACGACGAGUCCGGCCCUGGCAUCGUUCACCGCAAGUGCUUCUAAACAAUUACGCUCGAUGCUAUUCAUUAUUAUUAUUGUUAUUAUUGCUACACCUUUCCCUAAGAUGUAUCGUUCACUGCCGCAUCGCUUUGUCUAGUGUUGGAUCUGUUAGUCGAAUACUACUAUCAUUACUAUUGGUCCAUGGCAGCAAGUCUUUUAUCAACGAUUGUCAUACGAGCAUAUACGUCAUCUUUUGUAUAUAAAUUUACGUCUAUGGAAUAAAUCAAUCUUACAUUCUUACAGCCGUUUAA
Molecule: messenger RNA, 1538 nt
Organism: Formica exsecta
Lineage: Eukaryota; Metazoa; Arthropoda; Insecta; Hymenoptera; Formicidae
Product: actin-5, muscle-specific
Exons: 2
Coding region: 160-1290 (376 amino acids)
Biological process (GO): mitotic cytokinesis
Source: RefSeq, a predicted model, not a curated record